AAUUAUUCAGUGGAGCAGAUCCCAACAUGGAUCUUUUCACUGACAGCACAAUCCCCACACAGGUAUAGUAACACUGUUUCUAACGUACAACUGAAAACUCAAUCACAGUACGUGCAGUGCAAUACAAAUAUUUAUCUAUACAUAAAACUUCACUGCAUAACAGAUAAUCUUGUGAAAUGAAGUGCAUACAGACCAGCACAGCGAACCAGUACUUAAGUAUCUGUACAUAUUUGCUACAGGAUAUCAAUAUAGCAGUGAGUGAGAGAGGUAACGCCUUCCUCGUCCUUACUCUCCAACCUUUCCUUGAUGUCAAACCAUGUAAUUGUAGCAACAAAUUACGCCACAAAGAAACCGCAUUUUGAUAACGCUAAAGAUAACCUGCCUUCUCGGUUAAUUUCGGAACUUCCCUCUAAGUAAUACGGUUUCUUGUUUGUUUAUGAUAGAUUCUUCUGUCUUGAUUUAAUCAUUGUAACAUGGUAGUGAUUACCGAUAGCUUAAUCUUCAAUCAGAGUCUAGCUCCAGUAUAGCUAAUCACUUCCAAUUAAAGUGUCAAUGUUUGAUUUUUGAAAACUAAUCUAGAUGUUAUAAUACAUUCCUCUCAUUCCUUUCUAUAAAAAAUGUAAUUCUUCUCCCAGACAAAAUUAAUUUACCCUUCAAAUUGACAUUUGAUAGUUGUUUUUUGUUUUGUUUUGUUUAUUUAACAAGACUGAUAUGAUUGUUGAUACUUAAAUAUUAGUAGGAUUCGACAGUUAAUCAUCAACCAUUUAUGAGACCCUUGUUGAUCCUUCUCUGGAAGGUGGAGCCUAAAACAAGGGAAGGGGACAAUGAAGAUUGCUAUUUUCCGUGUUCUUCAGUAGAGCUCAGAGCGAUGACAGUAAGCCCAGCUGAAGGUUUUCCAUCAUUCAUUUCCCAGGAGCAAUUGUCAUCUAAUAAACGCAAAGCCGGAACUUGCCUAUCUGAUUUAUAGUUGUCUCAGAGAGGGUAAGUGGAAACACCUCCUCCUCUAAAAGACGAGGCUAUUCUCAAAAAAGUGAGUUUUAGGGGUUAAAAACAUGUCAAAUCCUGAUUUGAAGAAGCUCGAGGUUUUCUACAACCUCCUGAACAGUUGCAGUUUGGGUGCAUUUUGCAACAACUCUCUGCUGUCAUUUCACAAUUCAAACAAUGAGAGUGGGAUGGAGAGUCCAGAUGAUGGAACGCUGAGAGUGUUCAUCUCUGUGGUGUACUUCAUUGUGGCUACAGCUGGAGUGUUGGGCAACUUGCUGGUCAUGUUCCUACUUUAUUCAACUCACACCAUCACCACUGGCACCAUCAACUUCUUUGUUUUCAACCUAGCUUUGGCCGACCUACUGUUUUCUCUUGCCUUACCCUUUUGGGCGGUGGACAUUGCUCUGGACUACAGUUGGCCUUUUGGCUUAGCUGCAUGUAAGGCUGUGUCCUUGCUAACUGGACUGAACGUCUUUGCAAGUUGCUUUUUUCUGACAGCUAUGAGUCUGACACGCUACUGCUACGUGGCAACAGCUCUCAAACCUGGAUCGUCCCUAUGCAACAGAUCUUGUACCUUCCCGGUAACCACAGCUAUCAUUUGGGUUGGGGCUCUCAUCGUGGCAGUACCCAGGGCCCGGUACGCAGACCUCAGCCGUGUGGGCAGCGGCAAUGACACAGCAUGCUUGCUCCGCUUCCCAGAAGGCACGGCUUGGCUCGGAAUAAACCAACUCCUGCGAGUGGUUCUGGGAUUUCUGCUACCCUACGCCAUCAUCAUCCUCUCCUACUUGCUCUUGCUGCGAUUCCUCUGCAGGCACAAACUGAAAGGGAGCAGCAACACUCGGCGAAAAGCCGACAUCUCAAAAUCUGUGGCUGUGGUGGUGCUGACCUUCUGUGCCUGCUGGUUUCCCUACAAUGUCCUCACUCUCUGGAGCGUCCUGAUACAGCUUGACAUCAUUGAUAUGAGCAAAUCGUUCUACAGUGCUCAGACGUACUUCUUCCCUCUGGCCAACUGUUUAGCUUUCACCAGCAGCUGUUUCAACCCUGUCAUCUAUUGUCUGGUCAGGAAGGAAUACCGAACAGCUCUGCGUAAUGUUUUCUUCAAGCUGAGUUUGGCCAUCAUGUCCAAGAUGCCCUAUGCGCUUAACUCCGAGGAGGGUUUAGGGCAAGGUCGUCAGCUUGGUAUUCCUCUCAGCAACGUCUACAGCCAGACGUGCCAAACUUACUCAAGGGGCUACACACCGCUGACAACACUUCCUGCUGGAACAUCACCACUGUAAAGUCUCAACCCAAUGUUUCCUCAGUCUUUCUCUGCGAUAGAGUUUGUAUUGUCUGUGUUCUGUGGGGACAUUAGGAGCAGAUAGUAAUUUGCCUGCAGCAGCAGUCUGAGUCAGAGCCGCACAAUUUUGAAAAGCAAGCAAUUGCAAUUAGUUUUGAGAAUGCAACAAUAUCAGCUUUGAAAAAUAUACAUUAUUCUCAAACUUCUGUUUCUCACCUGUUUUUAAGAUGAUUCCAUCAGUCUUAGCAUUUACUGCCUAUGGUUGAAGUGGUGCAUUGCAGAAAAACACAGGCAGGAAGUAAACACAAGUAACCUUCUUCUACUACCACACACCACACUUUACUACCCAAUAAAGUGAAAUGCAAAAUUAUACUGAAGGAAUUUCUCUUUUACCAGGAUAACCAAUAAAAACAACGCACAUUUUCGUAUUUUAUGUAUUUAAAAACAUGUCUUGUCUUGAACUGAGACUGAUCAGCUACCUACAGCAGGCAAGAUACUAGUCAGCUCCAUAUGAACUCCAGAAAGCCUCUCUUAAAGAAAUUCAUGCUGUUCUUUUAAGACUUCUGACUUCAUGUUGUACCAAUAUUUAACUUUUCCCCCUAAUGAUCAGUAGUGUCUGUAUGAGAAUGUUCAUGUUGAUGCAGGUACUUAGCUUUUGUGGAUCUGCAUAAAAAUUGAAACGUUCUGACAUUUUUCAAAGUUGCAUAUGCUAAAAUAUUACCUAAAGAGAUUGUGCCAGCGUCUCUUCUUUCCUUCCUCUUUAUUGUUUGACUGGAAAUAAUAAACAAUAUUUUGUAGUUAUUCUUAACUUUUGUGGGGGAAAAAAAUCUCUCCCCUUUUGUAUUCUGCUGUUGCAGCAAUAGUUUAGUUGUGAUUGUGCUUGUUUCAUUUCAGUGUAAAGUGUGAAGAUGUU
This is a messenger RNA of Poecilia latipinna (sailfin molly), 3173 nucleotides long. Its product is annotated as relaxin-3 receptor 1-like. Gene Ontology annotation, cellular component: membrane; external side of plasma membrane. Lineage: Eukaryota; Metazoa; Chordata; Actinopteri; Cyprinodontiformes; Poeciliidae. Gene Ontology annotation, biological process: immune response; positive regulation of cytosolic calcium ion concentration; cell chemotaxis. The transcript has 2 exons. Bases 1053 to 2261 code for a protein of 402 amino acids. Gene Ontology annotation, molecular function: C-C chemokine binding; C-C chemokine receptor activity. The record is from RefSeq and is a predicted model, not a curated record.